Messenger RNA from Staurois parvus, 325 nucleotides. NCBI's taxonomy places the organism in Eukaryota, Metazoa, Chordata, Amphibia, Anura, Ranidae. The record is from the annotation of a GenBank genome assembly.
AUGGUCAGAGACUGCAGACAUGAUACAGAAGAUGGUCAGAGACUGCAGACAUAUACAGAGACGGUCAGAGACUGCAGACAUGAUACCAGAGAUGGUCAGAGACUGCAGACAUGAUACAGGAGAUGGUCAGAGACUGCAGACAUGAUACAGGAGAUGGUCAGAGACUGCAGACAUGAUACAGGAGAUGGUCAGAGACUGCAGACAUAAUACAGGAGAUGGUCAGAGACUGCAGACAUGGUACAGGAGAUGGUCAGAGACUGCAGACAUGAUACCAGAGAUGGUCAGAGACUGCAGACAUGAUACCAGAGAUGGUCAGAGACUGCAG